AUGUUGUCAAGCACCAACACCUCUGGAUUAUAUGGAGACAAACCACCUUCGUUUGUGGUAAAUUUAGAUGACGAGGAGCCUCCUGUUUGUGGAGAGAAGAAGAAGAAGAGAAAUUUGCUCAAGGGCUCAAAGCCUUUGGAGAAGGCUCAAACAAAAAAGAGCAAAGUUGAUCCCCCUAGAACCGAGGAGAUGAAUGACCCACCGGUCAUAACAGAGGACAUCCCAAUAAUGAAGGUGGAGACAGCAGCUCAGACCUUUAAAGGCUAG
Molecule: messenger RNA, 267 nt
Organism: Oldenlandia corymbosa var. corymbosa
Lineage: Eukaryota; Viridiplantae; Streptophyta; Magnoliopsida; Gentianales; Rubiaceae
Source: the annotation of a GenBank genome assembly